Molecule: messenger RNA, 2430 nt
Organism: Acanthisitta chloris (rifleman)
Lineage: Eukaryota; Metazoa; Chordata; Aves; Passeriformes; Acanthisittidae
Gene: ARHGEF9
Product: Cdc42 guanine nucleotide exchange factor (GEF) 9
Exons: 9
Coding region: 761-2101 (446 amino acids)
Molecular function (GO): protein binding; guanyl-nucleotide exchange factor activity
Source: RefSeq, a predicted model, not a curated record
CCGCCUCGCUCCGAGAGAUGCAGCCGCAGCAGCUUGCAGAGCUGUCACACUCACACGGGCUCCUUAUCUGCACUGGCUUGACGAAUUAAAAAGCAAGCCAGCCAGCAAGAGAGAGACCGGGAGAGAGAGGGGGGACGAGAGAGAGAGAGAAGCUUGCAGACAGCGCUCGCUUUCUUUUCCUAAAGGAAGGAUUUUGCAUCCAAAGUGCUCACUGGUUGUGAUGAUGCUUCACUUAGCAGGCUCAGAAUGAGCUAGAGACAGCAGAUAGGGGAGAAACUAAAGGCAGAGCACAAAGCAUUACGAACCAACCCAAAACCAGGAACAGUUUUCUCCUCUAUUCUAGCAUGGUGGAUGUAUGGACAGUCUUACAGAGCAGAGGUUGACUUCUCCAAAUCUGCCAGCCCCACAUCUCGAACACUACAGUGUUCUGCAUUGCACCAUGACCUUGGAUGUUCAAACGGUGGUCGUUUUUGCAGUGAUUGUGGUGCUAUUGCUUGUGAAUGUCAUACUCAUGUUCUUCCUGGGCACUCGUUAAAUGGAUUUUUUCUCCUGAGCUGUUGGGGGCUACUACUACCACUAGCAAUUCAACAAGAGAGCACGAGCGGGAGAGAGAGAGAGAGAAAGGCGAGAGAGAGAGAAAGAGAGAGAGAGAUUUCUUACUGAGGGGGGAAACGCGUUGAGCUUCAACAUGGCCUCGCUGUGAUAUCUGAUCAGUGGUGGUUCCAUUGUAAGUGCUGAGGCAGUAUGGGAUCACGUCACCAUGGCCAACCGGGAGUUGGCGUUUAAAGCAGGAGACGUUAUCAAGGUCCUGGAUGCUUCCAACAAGGACUGGUGGUGGGGUCAGAUCGAUGAUGAAGAAGGAUGGUUUCCCGCCAGCUUCGUGAGGCUAUGGGUAAACCAGGAAGAUGGAGUGGAGGAGGGAACCAGCGACGUGCAGAAUGGCCAUUUGGAUCCCAGCGCCGACUGCCUCUGUCUCGGCAGGACUGUGCAGAACCGAGACCAGAUGAGAGCCAACGUCAUCAAUGAGAUCAUGAGCACCGAGCGCCACUACAUCAAACACCUCAAGGACAUUUGCGAGGGUUACUUAAAGCAGUGCCGGAAGAGGAGGGAUAUGUUCAGUGAUGAACAGCUAAAAAUCAUCUUUGGUAACAUCGAAGAUAUCUACAGAUUUCAGAUGGGUUUUGUCCGGGACUUGGAGAAACAGUACAACAACGAGGACCCCCAUCUCAGUGAGAUCGGACCAUGUUUCCUGGAACACCAAGAUGGUUUCUGGAUCUAUUCCGAGUACUGUAACAACCAUUUGGAUGCAUGCAUGGAGCUUUCCAAGCUGAUGAAAGACAGCAGGUACCAGCACUUCUUCGAAGCGUGUCGCCUGUUGCAACAGAUGAUCGAUAUUGCGAUAGACGGUUUCCUUCUGACGCCGGUGCAGAAGAUCUGCAAGUACCCCCUGCAGCUGGCCGAGCUGCUCAAGUACACGGCGCAGGAGCACAGUGACUACAGGUAUGUGGCCGCUGCUCUCGCCGUCAUGAGGAACGUGACCCUCCAGAUCAACGAGCGGAAGCGGAGACUGGAGAACAUUGACAAGAUAGCUCAGUGGCAGGCCUCUGUCCUGGACUGGGAGGGAGACGAUAUCUUGGACCGCAGCUCGGAGCUGAUCUACACGGGAGAGAUGUCCUGGAUUUACCAGCCUUAUGGACGGAACCAGCAGCGAGUUUUCUUUCUCUUUGAUCACCAGAUGGUUCUCUGCAAGAAGGAUCUGAUACGAAGAGAUAUUCUGUAUUACAAAGGGCGCAUAGACAUGGAUAAAUACGAAGUGGUGGAUAUAGAAGAUGGAAGAGAUGAUGACUUCAAUGUCAGCAUGAAGAAUGCCUUCAAACUUCACAACAAGGAGACUGAGGAAAUGCACUUAUUCUUUGCCAAGAAACUGGAGGAGAAGUUACGAUGGCUUAGAGCUUUCAGAGAAGAAAGGAAGAUGGUAAAAGAAGAUGAAAAGAUAGGCUUUGAAAUUUCUGAAAAUCAAAAGCGGCAAGCGGCAAUGACAGUAAAGAAAGUCAGUAAGCAAAAAGGUAACCGGCAACACGCACUGUGCCUGGUGAUGUGAGGGUGGAGUGGGCUGGGCUGAAUCCUGCUGGGUUAGGAUCCAGCGUCCCCUUGAACUUCCCCCUCUCCUUUCUCUUUUUAUAUAAAAUACCGUUUGUGCUUUGUAUCCUUUCUUAAUGUAUCUGUGGGCCAAAUUAAUCUCUGGUCUAAUGUGGUUGAAGCCAGUGGAAUUGCACCAGAGAUGAAUUUGAUCUUGUGUCUCCAGUCUGAUGUCCAGAAGCUGUCCCUGGGGGCAGAAAUCUCAGUUGUUUAUCUCAGGCUGAAAUGGGAGUGAGUGCGGAGGUGUGUAGGGGUUCUGCUAAUUCCCAAAGUCUCCCAUUAGCAAAAAAA